AUUCGUCGCCAAAUCUUUUCGACUGUCACGUUUUUGGCCAUUUCGCAAAUUUUCGCAAAUUUCCAUACCAGAAAAUGUUGCUGUUUGUUGUCACUUUCCUGGCCGGCCUCUCGCUUUGCUAUGGUCAGUGCACUGUUCCCUAUAGCACCGUCAAAAGUGCACUGCCGUCGAUAGAUGUCAACAAAGUUAACGGGAUCUGGUAUGAAUACUGCGUUAAUUUUGACCAAGUUGGCUGGAAUAUUCUGAAGAACGGCACUCUCCGCGGUGCAUGGCCGGGAGAGCCAUCACCCCAAGUCAAAUAUGGUGCCACCUUUUGGAUCAACUAUUACAUCCCAGUGGAUAGCGCCAAAAACACUCCUAAUGACCCCAUGAAGUGUACCGCGAUCUGGCAUCACGGAAACAUGACGUCAAUGGGAAAACGUUAUGCGAUGUCAGUGUACGGCGACAUUACCAAUCAGCAGAUGGUUAACAUUACUACAACCAUUGUGUACACCGAUUACACCACCAUUGAGAUCGUUCAGGGAUGCGACGACUAUCCACCGCCCACCAACAACAUCUGCACACAACCCAUGUUCUGGGUGUUCACCCGCGUCAAGCCACCGACUCUCACUGCCAAACAGCGGGAAUUUGUUAACAAUGCAAUUGACUACUACCUGAAGCCGUUGUGCAGUGGCUUCAGCAAGAUGAAGCUGUCAACCUGGGAUCUGGGUAUGGAGCCCAAACUGCCGCCCUGCAACAUCGCUCAGGGCACACCAGUAGCCUUCCCUUGGCCAGCCAAUAGCGCCGCUUUCCAGGCCAGCAUGCCGGCUGCCAUCCAGCAACAACCUGUCUAAUCUAGCAACGGCUGCAUUUUCGUUGCUUCCAUGGUGUCUUCAGCACAAAUGUUGGCUUUUCGAUGUAAACGGUGUUAAGUGCCGUUUGUUUCUGUUAAAACUGAAACAAGCUAUAAAAGCUUUAGUAAUGUGCGAAUAAAAUUGUUGGAAAAAUGAAGCGAAAAAUAAAAGAAUUUACUCUUA
This is a messenger RNA of Paramacrobiotus metropolitanus, 1016 nucleotides long. RefSeq lists its product as uncharacterized. The coding region runs from base 75 to 833 and encodes 252 amino acids. The record is from RefSeq and is a predicted model, not a curated record. Lineage: Eukaryota; Metazoa; Tardigrada; Eutardigrada; Parachela; Macrobiotidae. The transcript has 3 exons.